Messenger RNA from Brassica napus (rape), 2517 nucleotides. RefSeq names its product sulfate transporter 2.1. Gene Ontology annotation, molecular function: secondary active sulfate transmembrane transporter activity. The transcript has 10 exons. The record is from RefSeq and is a predicted model, not a curated record. Gene Ontology annotation, cellular component: membrane. Gene Ontology annotation, biological process: transmembrane transport. Lineage: Eukaryota; Viridiplantae; Streptophyta; Magnoliopsida; Brassicales; Brassicaceae. Bases 177 to 2207 code for a protein of 676 amino acids.
ACUUUUGUGCUUUCAGUUUAAUUAAAAUAAAUAGGCACCAUGAGAUUCCACUAACUAUUAUGUAUAUAAACAUUAGAGAACCGGUCAAUUCACUUCAGCAUCCUCACACUUUGAAUGCUCAACCAAACUUCACUUCAUAGGUAAACUUCUUUGCAACCACAUAAAUUGAGAAGAAGAUGAAAGAAAGAGAUUCAGAGAGUUUUGAAUCUCUCUCUCAAGUUCUCCCAAACACUUCAAAUCCUGCACACAUGAUCCAAAUGGCCAUGGCAAACUCAGGUUCAUCUGCAGCCGCACCUCCACGUCAAGACCAACAUGACCGGUCAAAGUGGCUGCUCGACUGUCCUGAACCACCUAGCCCGUGGCAUGAGCUUAAAAUCCAAGUCAAAGAAUCUUUCCUAACCAAAGCCAAAAGGUUCAAGUCUCUUCAAAAACAGCCUCUCCCAAAACGAAUCCUCUCUAUCCUCCAAGCCGUUUUCCCAAUCUUUGGUUGGUGCAGAAACUAUAAACUCACCAUGUUCAAGAACGAUCUCAUGGCUGGUCUAACCCUAGCUAGCCUUUGCAUUCCCCAGAGCAUUGGCUAUGCAACUCUUGCAAAGCUUGAUCCUCAAUAUGGCCUAUAUUCGAGCGUGGGGCCACCGUUGAUAUACGCAUUGAUGGGAACAUCAAGAGAGAUAGCAAUCGGACCAGUGGCUGUGGUAUCUCUCCUUUUAUCCUCAAUGUUGCAGGAACUAAUCGAUCCAGAAACAGAUCCCUUAGGCUACAAGAAACUCGUUUUGACAACAACUUUCUUCGCUGGAAUCUUCCAAGCUUCUUUCGGAAUAUUCAGAUUGGGGUUUCUCGUGGAUUUUCUGUCGCACGCAGCCAUAGUAGGGUUCAUGGGUGGUGCAGCCAUUGUUAUAGGACUCCAACAGCUUAAAGGCUUGCUUGGUAUCACUAACUUCACCACGAACACUGACAUUGUUUCUGUUCUUCGAGCUGUCUGGAGAUCUUGUCAUCAACAAUGGAGUCCUCACACUUUCAUCCUCGGAUGUUCUUUCCUCAGUUUUAUCCUUAUCGCUCGUUUCAUCGGGAAAAGGAACAAAAAGCUGUUUUGGCUACCGGCAAUAGCUCCGUUGAUCUCCGUCGUAGUUUCAACGUUAAUGGUGUUUCUCACUAAAGCCGACGAGCAUGGCGUGAAGACAGUGAGGCACAUCAGAGGAGGUCUUAAUCCCAUAUCAAUUAACGAUCUUGAGUUUAAUACUCCUCAUCUUGGACAUAUCGCUAAAAUCGGAUUAAUCGUUGCUGUUGUCGCUUUAACUGAGGCCAUUGCGGUGGGAAGGUCGUUCGCCGGAAUUAAAGGGUAUAGACUCGAUGGAAACAAAGAAAUGGUGGCCAUUGGAGUUAUGAAUGUUCUUGGUUCCUUCACGUCUUGUUAUGCUGCUACUGGUUCUUUCUCUCGGACGGCGGUGAACUUCGCUGCUGGGUGUGAGACGGCGAUGUCGAACAUUGUAAUGGCGGUUACAGUUUUUAUAGCACUCGAGUGCCUAACGAGGCUUCUCUACUAUACUCCAAUCGCGAUCCUCGCCUCCAUAAUCCUUUCAGCACUUCCGGGAUUAAUCGACAUUAAUGAAGCUAUUCACAUUUGGAAAAUUGAUAAAUUGGACUUUCUUGCUCUCAUUGGAGCUUUCUUUGGCGUUUUAUUCGGCUCUGUCGAGAUCGGACUCCUCGUUGCGGUGGUUAUUUCGUUUGCCAAAAUCAUACUCAUAUCGAUUCGACCAGGGAUUGAAACUCUCGGAAGAAUUCCUGGGACCGACAUUUUUGCAGAUACUGAUCAGUAUCCUAUGUCGGUUAAGACUCCCGGAGUGUUGAUUUGUCGUGUCAAAUCUGCAUUGUUGUGCUUUGCAAAUGCUAGUUCCAUCGAGGAAAGGAUAAUGAGAUGGAUAAACGAGGAAGAAGAAGAUGAAAACACAAAGAGCAACGAUGAGAGAAAGAUCCUUUUUGUAGUCCUUGAUAUGUCAAAUUUAAUGAACGUUGAUACAUCGGGAAUUACGGCAUUGGUGGAGCUCCAUAACAAUCUAAUCCAAAAUGGUAUUGAGCUCGUGAUCGUUAACCCUAAAUGGCAUGUAUUCCACAAGCUGAAUCAAGCAAAGUUCGUCAGCAAAAUCGGCGGCAGAGUCUAUUUGACAAUAGGAGAAGCUCUCGAUGCUUGCUUUGGACUGAAAGUUUGAGAAACAGAAUAUAAUCAACAUGCGUGUUUUACGGAUUGUUGCAUGUGAGUUUAGUAAUUUAAAAUCCACGUGUGCAUGAUUAUGAAUAAUUAUUAAGUACGUAUGUCGGUAUGUGCGAUGUAGCUAGAGUGCCUUGGUACGUAAGCUCGAUCGUGAUUAAAUAAAGUCAUGCAAUCUGUAGUGUGACGAUCGAUGGGUGUGUAACUAUAUUCGGUAACAAUGUAUAAAUAUAGAUGUCGCUCGAUAAAUAUUGUGUUUGUAAUGUAUUAUCGUUAAUUAACGCGCUUGUUAAAGAUGAUUUAAUUUACCA